Messenger RNA from Vombatus ursinus (common wombat), 435 nucleotides. Its product is annotated as phospholipase A2, membrane associated-like. NCBI's taxonomy places the organism in Eukaryota, Metazoa, Chordata, Mammalia, Diprotodontia, Vombatidae. Gene Ontology annotation, molecular function: phospholipid binding; calcium ion binding. The coding region runs from base 1 to 435 and encodes 144 amino acids. Gene Ontology annotation, biological process: lipid catabolic process; phospholipid metabolic process; arachidonate secretion. The transcript is spliced from 4 exons. The record is from RefSeq and is a predicted model, not a curated record.
AUGAAGAUUAUCUUUCUGCUAGCUGCACUAAUGGCCUGUGGCUUAUCUGAGGUACAAGGGAACUUGAUACAAUUAAAAAACAUGAUUCAGAAGCUCACAGGAAAGGAUGCAUUGAUUAACUAUGGCUUCUAUGGUUGCCACUGUGGUUGGGGAGGCAAAGGAACCCCCUUGGAUGCUACUGACAGGUGCUGUUUGGCCCAUGACUGCUGCUAUUCAAAGCUGAGGAAGAAAGGCUGUAAGCCCAAAUCACAGGACUACAACUUCGAAUACGAAGGUGGAUCCAUCACCUGUGGGUCUGGGAACUACUGUCAGAAGCAACUCUGUGUGUGUGAUCGAACAGUUGCUUACUGUAUGAAGGAAAACCUGGAGAGUUACAAAGUGAAAUAUCGCAACUACCCCAAUUUCCUGUGUAAAGGGAAUAAACCUAAAUGCUGA